Messenger RNA from Cavia porcellus (domestic guinea pig), 2838 nucleotides. RefSeq names its product mal, T cell differentiation protein 2 (gene Mal2). Gene Ontology annotation, biological process: myelination. The coding region runs from base 76 to 603 and encodes 175 amino acids. Gene Ontology annotation, cellular component: membrane. Gene Ontology annotation, molecular function: structural constituent of myelin sheath. The record is from RefSeq and is a predicted model, not a curated record. The transcript has 4 exons. Lineage: Eukaryota; Metazoa; Chordata; Mammalia; Rodentia; Caviidae.
GCCCCGCCCCCUCGCGACCGGGAGGCGGCGGCGGAGCCCGAGGCGGCGGCGCGGAGACGCAGCAGCCGCAGCAGCAUGUCGGCCGGCGGGGCGUCCGUGCCGCCCCCGAACCCCGCCGUGUCCUUCCCGUCGCCCCGGAUCACCCUGCCCUCCGGCCCCGACAUCCUGCGGACCUACUCGGGCGCCUUCGUCUGCCUGGAGAUCCUGCUCGGGGGUCUCGUCUGGAUUCUGGUCGCCUCCUCCAACGUCCCCCUACCUCUGCUGCAAGGAUGGGUCAUGUUCGUGUCCGUGACCGCCUUCUUCUUCUCCCUGGCCUUCCUGGGCCUCUUCCUCUCUGGCAUGGUGACUCAGAUUGAAACCAACUGGAACUUCCUGGACUUUGCCUACCAUUUCGUAGUGUUCGUCUUCUACUUUGGAGCCUCUCUCCUGGAGGCAGCGGCUACCGCCCUUCAUGAUCUGCACUGCAACGUUUCCCAGACUGAGCAGCCACUCCUGAAUGAACACCAGUACAGUAUAAACGUGGCGGCCACCAUUUUUGCCUUUAUGACAACAGCUUGUUAUGGCUGCAGUUUGGGGCUGGCCUUACGGAGAUGGCGACCAUGACACUCCUGGGAACUAACCACGCCACGCAAAGUUUCCUUUGUCUCCUUUUGUGUCUGAUCACUUUGGGUUACAUUUCGCGCAGGUGUAACGGCAUUCCAGAAGUUGUUCAGUGCAGAGGGAAAAAUCGAAGUGGAGUUUCUUGUUUAUGAGUGGAAUUUUAAUUUUAUUAUGAUGUUAAAUAGAGAAAUAUCCUUUCAUUUUUCUGUCAUUCUUCCUAUCUUUCUUUCUAGGAAAUUUUUCAUUAUGUCCACAGAAUACCCACAUACUCUUCAUGAAUAAGCACUGUUGUUUCAUGUGGUCACAAAGGUACCUGAAUCUUAAUAGCCAACUGGAAUGACCUAAAACUGCACAUUUCGAGUGGGCCUCCACUGAAUGCCACCUUUUAAUGUAAAAUAGAGAUGGGGUGCCUCUUCUACAAGUGCCAGAUGGUGCAUCUUUAGGCUCAUGGACCACACUGCCUCUGUCCCAGCUCUUCAGUGCUGCAAUUGUAACACGAUAGCAGCGAAGCUGAGGACAUAGCUCAGUGGCACAAGUGCCUGCCUGGCAAGUGCAAGGUCCUGAGUACGAUUCCAGUACCAAAAAAAAAAAAAAAAAAAAAAAAAUGAAAGCAGCUAUAGAUGAUGAAUGAAUGAAUGAAUAUGUCUGUGUUCUAAAAAAGCUUUAUUUCCAAAACCAAGGCAGGCUAGAUUUGGCGCAUAGGUCAGUGUUUGUUAACUGCCGGUGUGAAACCUAAUUAAUGUAUUCUAUAUUUUAUUGAAUGGUUGUGAAAGUUUAUAAGCCUAAUUAGACAAGCCACAUGUUUAGUCUCAUGCAAUAAUCAUAUGCCUUUUGCUAAUGGUCAAAUAUCCUGGGAAGGGUGUAUAAGUUCUCAAGCUAAUUCCAGCAGUCUUUGGUAUAGGAAAAAGUAAUUUAGGAAGUGAACUCUCAUUCAUGGCUUAAUCAAACUAAUGAUCUCACAGCUGAGCAGCACUCUCCUCUGAGAGUUCUUGAAGCAGGGUCUCCAGAGGCCCUCAAUCAGCACUGGGACUGCAGCCUAGCUACUUACGUCUCCCUUUGAUUCAUGCUUAGACUUCCAUUGUUUACCCUCUGCAUGAAUGCAUAAAUAUUUAUGUAUGUGAUGCUUUUCCAAAUAGCACUCUCUGAAGCGUUAACUUUUUUAGCUCUAAUUAUUUUGCAUUAUUUUCUGAGUUAAAUUUGAAUAGACUAUUAAAUAUAAACAUAAAGCUGUAGAUUCUUACAUAUUCUGAUAAAUGCCCAGAUAUCUCUCUCGUGUUUUAUGGUUUGGGGAUAGACAAAGUCAGUUUUAAAACAACAGCCUACAAACAGUCUCUGGAUACUAGGGAAUAAUUCUAGCCCAUCCGUAGAGACUGUGGCCAUGCGAGGGUACCAGAAGGCCCCAAGAGAGACCUGGUGAGGUUCGGCCCCAGCUCUAACUAAGCCUGUCUAUCUACCCACAAGGUGCUUGCUUGUCACCACAAGGGGGCUGCCUGGCCACGUCCAUCCUUUCGGCCCCUAGCUAGGCUGCAUUGGCUCCUCAGAGUGCAUGUGCAACCUGGGCUGUCAGACUUCAUCAAACACAGAGCAGCGCCCACCGAGCACGUGACUUCUGCCUCAGACUCCCCUGCAAAGAGAAAUCUCACCAGACCUUGGUUUGUGAUAGGACUGUAAAGACAGGAGACGUGUUUUCGUGUGUGGUUGUGAGGAAACCGGUCUGACAACCCUGUAAUCAUGUCUUAUCUUUUUUAUGAAGCUGACGUCCUUGAUUUUUCUAGAUCCAUACCAUUUACCUAAGCCUCUAUUACAAAGUCAUAAAUGUGCCAUAAAGAUAUAUCAUGCAUUCUACUUGGAAUCAGUUAAAGGUAGCCUGCUAGAAUUUAAGUGUGAGAUUUUAUUUUUUUCCAAGGUGUUAUAUGCCAUGCUUGGUGGCAUUAAAUUAAAUGAUUUCAUUAAAGUGUAUUGGUGGCACUUUUAUAAAUGGACUACUUUUAGAUUAAAAACAAAACCUAAAACCCUCCUAACUGUGAAUAGUUAAGAUUUAUAGAUUAAUUGCAUUCUAGAUUUGUGAGUUGAGUGACAAAGCACUUGAACAAAAUUUAUGGCAUUUAAGAAUUUAUUUACAUAUCUUCAUUGUAAAAAUGAAAAAGUAUUGGUUGGUCUUGAAAAUCCGGUACCUUCAUGAUGAAAAGAAAUUUAUUUUAUAAGUGUUAUGACUCUAAUAAAGUAUUCAUUUGGUAA